AUGGCAAAGCUCAUUACCUUGUUCCUGCUCCAACUAUUUCUCCUCUGCUUCCUACCAAGAUCAAAUGCAGUCUACGAUGUGCUAAAUUUUGGGGCCAAAGCUGACGGGAAGACUGACUCGACGCAAGCAUUCCUUAAAGCUUGGACGGCGGCGUGCGGCUCAUCUUCCCCGGCCACCCUCUACGUGCCCGCCGGGAGUUUCCUACUAAGCCAGGCCACCUUCAAUGGCCCAUGCAAGAACACUGCGAUCAAGUUUUCGAUCCAUGGCAAGAUCGCCGCGCCUUCGAACUACAGAAAGUUAGGUGCUUCUGGGAAAUGGAUUACGUUUGAUGAUGUUGAUGGCGUGACGAUCAGCGGCGGCGAACUCGACGGAAGAGGGGCAGAUCUGUGGACCUGCAAACUUGAUGGCCGGAGCUGCCCAACCGGUGCAACUUCGCUGACCUUCAGCAACUCGAAAAACAUUGUGAUCGAUGGCUUAGCGUCGAUCAACAGCGAGCUGUAUCACAUCGUCAUCCUCGGCUGCCAAGGAGUGAGGGUUCAAGGCGUUUACAUCACUGCGGCGGGGAACAGCCCGAACACCGACGGCAUCCACGUUCAGAUGUCCACCGGCGUCAGCAUAGUUCAGGCCACCAUCAAGACCGGCGAUGACUGCAUCUCCAUUGGUCCUGGCACCUCCAACCUUUGGAUCGAGCGUGUGUUCUGUGGACCAGGGCACGGCAUUAGCAUUGGGAGCUUAGGCAAGGAGGGGCAGGGACUUGAGGAGGAAGGCGUGGAGAAUGUGACCGUAAAAUCUGCCGUAUUUACGGGCACACAAAACGGGUUUAGGAUUAAGACGUGGGCAACAAACGUCCGUGGCUAUGUGAAAGGAGUCGUCUUUUCUAAUGCAUCAAUGCGAAAUGUCCAAAAUCCUAUUAUCAUUGAUCAGAGCUAUUGCCCUGGAAACAAAAAUUGCCCUGACCAGAACUCGAGAGUUGGAAUCAGUCAUGUGAAGUACAAAAACAUUCGAGGGACCUCGGCAACAAAAGACGCUGUGAAUUUUGAUUGUAGUCCAAGCAAUCCAUGCAAUGGAAUUAGAUUGAAGAACAUUAAGCUCACCUAUCAAAACGAACAAGCAAAAUCUAAAUGCAAGCAUGCUUAUGGAAUUGCCACCGGUUCUGUCAUCCCACCAAGUUGUCUUUGAUGCCACCGAUAUUAUGCUAUUAGUCUAGAAUAUACUUGAGGUUUGGGUAGUCUGUGCAUUGGCUUGUUCAAGCCGACGCCCAACUG
Phoenix dactylifera (date palm) is the source of this 1265-nucleotide messenger RNA. Lineage: Eukaryota; Viridiplantae; Streptophyta; Magnoliopsida; Arecales; Arecaceae. The record is from RefSeq and is a predicted model, not a curated record.